Molecule: messenger RNA, 1008 nt
Organism: Talaromyces amestolkiae
Lineage: Eukaryota; Fungi; Ascomycota; Eurotiomycetes; Eurotiales; Trichocomaceae
Exons: 3
Coding region: 1-1008 (335 amino acids)
Source: RefSeq, a predicted model, not a curated record
AUGGAUCGCAUUGCACCCCCGGGAGGCCCUGUAUACCCAACUUCAGCGACUGUUGGACCUCUGCGCACUACCGAACAUUUGAAGCCUGUCUCGACGAUACAUGGAGGGCGUAUAUGGUCGCUGCAUGUUGUCCAGCAGCCCAUUCGAGCUCGCAUGUGCGGCUUUGGCGAUAAGGACCGACGGCCGAUCACCCCGCCUCCGUGUAUCAGGUUGAUUGUCAAAGACGCAACUACAGACAAAGAAAUCGACAUCAACGAAAUCGACACAUCCUUCUACGUCCUCACAGUCGAUUUAUGGAAUGCAGAAGGCACGAGCGAAGUCAACCUAGUCCGUCAUUCUGCAAACUCGCCCUCCAUCUCUACCGCAACCUCGUCUUCAUACCCGCCCCCGCAGGAGAGCAACAUCUCGCCGACAUACCCGCAAUUUAAUCAACAUGGUUAUCCUCAGCAGUCGUUGGGAUAUCAUCAACAAGUGCCGAGUUAUUAUGGCCAGAAUAACGUGUAUCCAAAUGCAUAUGCGGCUGCCCCGCCUCCUCAGGGCGGUCCGUACUAUGGCGGCGGUUACUAUCAAGGCGGCAUGCAGCCCAAUCUAUCGCCACAGGCCGCGGCACCGGGUGGAAUGUUCACGCGGAACUUGAUUGGAAGUCUGAGUGCGAGUGCAUUUCGCUUGACAGAUCCUGAUAACAAGAUUGGCGUAUGGUUUAUCCUGCAGGAUUUGAGUGUCCGCACUGAAGGAACUUUCAGACUGAAAAUGAACUUUGUCAACGUGGGAACUUCGCAAUCUCCGGACGCUUCAGGUGCUCCCGUUCUCAAUCACGGAUCUGCGCCUGUUCUCGCCUCUGUCUUUUCGGAGCCGUUCCAAGUGUUUUCCGCCAAGAAAUUCCCCGGUGUUAUUGAAAGCACACCCUUGAGUAAAUGCUUUGCACUACAAGGCAUCAAAAUUCCCAUCCGCAAGGAUGGCGUCAAGGGUCGCGGCGGGGGCGGUGACGGCGAUGACGAUUUCGACUAG